Messenger RNA from Euleptes europaea (tarantolino), 1227 nucleotides. It is a transcript of the gene PSMD14, whose product is annotated as proteasome 26S subunit, non-ATPase 14. Gene Ontology annotation, biological process: proteasome-mediated ubiquitin-dependent protein catabolic process; protein deubiquitination. NCBI's taxonomy places the organism in Eukaryota, Metazoa, Chordata, Lepidosauria, Squamata, Sphaerodactylidae. Gene Ontology annotation, cellular component: proteasome regulatory particle, lid subcomplex. Gene Ontology annotation, molecular function: metallopeptidase activity; protein binding; proteasome binding. The record is from RefSeq and is a predicted model, not a curated record. The transcript is spliced from 10 exons. The coding region runs from base 13 to 945 and encodes 310 amino acids.
UUUCUAGAAAAUAUGGAUAGACUCCUUCGGCUUGGUGGAGGCAUGCCUGGUCUUGGGCAGGGGCCACCUACUGAUGCCCCUGCCGUUGACACAGCCGAACAGGUAUACAUCUCUUCUCUUGCCCUUUUGAAGAUGUUGAAGCAUGGUCGUGCUGGUGUUCCCAUGGAAGUUAUGGGGCUGAUGCUUGGAGAAUUUGUUGAUGACUAUACUGUCAGAGUGAUUGAUGUGUUUGCUAUGCCACAGUCAGGAACGGGGGUCAGUGUCGAGGCUGUUGAUCCUGUGUUUCAAGCCAAAAUGUUGGAUAUGCUAAAGCAGACAGGAAGACCGGAGAUGGUGGUUGGCUGGUAUCACAGCCACCCUGGGUUCGGCUGUUGGUUGUCCGGUGUGGAUAUUAAUACUCAGCAAAGUUUUGAAGCCUUAUCCGAAAGAGCUGUCGCUGUCGUGGUGGAUCCCAUUCAGAGCGUAAAAGGAAAGGUUGUUAUCGAUGCCUUCAGAUUGAUCAAUGCUAAUAUGAUGGUCUUGGGACAUGAACCAAGACAAACAACUUCAAAUCUGGGUCACUUAAACAAGCCAUCUAUCCAGGCUUUAAUACAUGGUCUGAAUAGGCAUUACUAUUCCAUUACUAUCAACUACAGAAAGAAUGAGCUAGAACAGAAGAUGUUGCUGAAUUUGCAUAAGAAGAGUUGGAUGGAAGGGUUAACUCUCCAAGACUACAGCGAGCACUGCAAACUUAAUGAAACAGUGGUGAAGGAAAUGCUGGAGUUAGCAAAGAAUUAUAACAAGGCUGUAGAGGAAGAAGAUAAGAUGACACCUGAACAGCUGGCAAUAAAAAAUGUUGGCAAGCAGGACCCAAAACGUCAUUUAGAAGAACACGUGGAUGUACUGAUGACUUCCAACAUCGUCCAGUGUUUAGCAGCCAUGUUGGAUACUGUUGUGUUUAAAUAAUGACUCUUUUGCUCGUCAAUGCUGUUUUCUUCUGUAAUCAUCCAUUGUUUCAAGCACUGAGACUGGGAUAAAUUUGGAUGUCAAAGACAUCUGGCAUCAUUUGCAGUCUAAGAGCAGCAUUGUAACACCUUUUCAGCUUUGUUGUGCAAUUACUUUGGGGUUUUUUUUAAUGCCGGUGUCUUCACAGAUUCCAACAGUUCAAUAACACCAAGUUGGAAAUUGCGUGUUAAUGUUUUCAUUUAAUAUUUGAGGGGAAAUCAGUAGUAAUUAUAUAUAUUGAUG